This is a messenger RNA of Meira miltonrushii, 663 nucleotides long. RefSeq lists its product as uncharacterized. The transcript is spliced from 4 exons. Lineage: Eukaryota; Fungi; Basidiomycota; Exobasidiomycetes; Exobasidiales; Brachybasidiaceae. The coding region runs from base 1 to 663 and encodes 220 amino acids. The record is from RefSeq and is a predicted model, not a curated record.
AUGAAAGGCUUCAUUUGCUUUUAUGCUCUGAUUCUGGUCAGCUUGACCAUUGUCAUGGCUGGAUUUGAUGGCACACCCUCUAAAGUACCUUUUAGAUGGAAUUUGAAUCAAACUCCUUCGCCGGAAGAAGGUUCACAUGACCUCUUGCCUAGCAGCACCCAAGAAAGACAAGAGGACAUGAGUCAACAUCCACAAGUGCAUCUACCUGUUAAUUCAAAUGGUGCUGUUGUUGACUGCCCAAUUCAUAGUCCUACCUGUAUUCAUUGGAAAACGUUGAGCGAUGCAGAGAAACGAAAAAGCCAAAGACAAAGAUUUGAGCAACAAUUCCCUGAAAAAGCAGCAGAAAAGAGAGCAAAGAAGCGAAAAGCGUACAGUGAAAUGCCAAAAGACAAGAAAGAGAGAUUCGUCCAACAGAUUUGUGAAUACAAAAAGCGUAAACUGAGAAAUGCAACUGAAUCAGAAAAGAGUCAGAUUAGACGUGAAAAGGCAGAUAAGGCAAGGAUAUACGAAAGAAAUCGUAGGAUUGACCCGAUCUCACAGCUCACAAUGACGGCUGCAGAUCUUGAACUUUAUCGACAAAAAAGACGCUUAUCAGGUGCGAAGGCGAGGAAGGAAAAGCUUGACAAAAAGAUGAAAGAAAAUCCUUCAUCGGGGCAGAAGUGA